AUGUCACCCUUACACUUCCAAGCCGAGAAGCCCGCCAUUCCAGUUGUGACCGUCGGAGUCCAUCGCUCCACAGUCGUCGCGACCAGCAGCAUCUUCGCCGGUACCCCAUUCUCCCAGACUGCCAUUAUGGAUCUCAAAGAGUCGCCUGAGCAGUACCGGUACUCAGCACACAAUCUGGGCGUUGUGCUGCAUGCUCUGCAUCCAAGACCACAGGUUCUCGUGACUGGUACGGCUGUCGGAGAGCUCGUGGAUGAAGUAGAAAGGGUGUGGGAUGAGUAUGUCGAGGGAGUUUUGAAGGUAGAGGGCGUGGAAAAGGCUGCUUACGUGCCGCUGUCGGACUUCCAUUCCUCGGAUGGCCCGCCACCGCCUGGGACUGUUGAGUAUCUGAUGGACAAGCUGCAAGAGACAUUUGGGUGA
Molecule: messenger RNA, 417 nt
Organism: Saxophila tyrrhenica
Lineage: Eukaryota; Fungi; Ascomycota; Dothideomycetes; Mycosphaerellales; Extremaceae
Exons: 2
Coding region: 1-417 (138 amino acids)
Source: RefSeq, a predicted model, not a curated record